Messenger RNA from Pichia kudriavzevii, 2319 nucleotides. RefSeq lists its product as uncharacterized. Gene Ontology annotation, molecular function: RNA helicase activity; hydrolase activity, acting on acid anhydrides; ATP binding. Lineage: Eukaryota; Fungi; Ascomycota; Pichiomycetes; Pichiales; Pichiaceae. Gene Ontology annotation, cellular component: mitochondrial degradosome. The transcript has a single exon. Gene Ontology annotation, biological process: RNA catabolic process; mitochondrial RNA 3'-end processing. The record is from RefSeq and is a predicted model, not a curated record. Bases 1 to 2319 code for a protein of 772 amino acids.
AUGCUCCUAACAUAUAGGAGUUUCACUUUACCAAGGUCGAUAAUUUUUCGCCAAUAUGCAACAGUUCGUCACAGGCAAGAUGAUGUCAUUUACAAUAAAGAGAUUAGGGAUCGUAUAAAAAAAUCUUUCCAGGCUUUCAAGUCCAAGUUGAAAUCAAACAAUCUAAAACAAUUUCACUAUCCGGUAAUUAGGAAACAUUACGAUAAUUUGUUUCUGAAAAACAAUUACAAUGCUCUUCUCAAAACUACAAUAGAUUUGGAGCAAGAAGUAUUGGAUAGCUCAAGUGAACAUAUUAGAAAGGUGGAUCUGAAAUCACAAUCACCAAAAAUACUGGCCCAAAUAUUAACCCCUACUCAAGAAAACUUGGCUCAGAUAACGGGCUUUAUUCUCAAUAAUAGAGACAACUUAGAUAUUCUACCAUUAGAACCUGAUGCUGUCAAAACGAAUUCAAGUGAUGAGAAACUUGAUCUCACGAUGGAUUUGUUAAUCGAAAAAUUCUUGUAUAUGAAGUUCAAGCCAUUUCACUUACAUCACACGUUUUCAAAUAAAGAUAAUAACCAAAACUACAAUGAAAAAUUGACACUGAACAUAAUGGAUGUUGAUAACCCCUUUGAAUGGUUUCCUCAAGCUAGACGACUCAAACGUAAGUUUAUUAUGCAUGUAGGGCCUACCAACAGUGGUAAGACAUAUAAUGCGUUAAAAAGAUUGGAAACUUGUUCGAAAGGGUAUUUUGCUGGUCCUUUGCGAUUGUUGGCAAGAGAAGUUUACGAGAAGUUUCAGUCUAAGGGCGUUAGAUGUAAUUUAGUCACUGGAGAAGAAGUCGUUGUUGAUAUUGAUGAAAAUGGUAAUAGGGCUGGGCUAACUUCAGGUACAAUUGAAAUGUUAUCCUUGAGUGAUAGUUAUGAUGUUAUUGUAGUUGAUGAAAUUCAAAUGAUUGGUGAUCAAUUCAGAGGUUCAGCUUGGACAAAUGCAAUCCUCGGUGCCAAGGCAAAGGAGAUUCAUCUAUGUGGUGAGAAAUCUGCAAUCCCUUUGAUUGAGAAAUUGGUAAAAAUGACCGGUGACGACUUAAUAAUCAACGAAUAUAACCGAUUAGGCAAAUUAGUUGUUGAUGACAAACCGAUCAAUUUCCAUGAAUUAAAGAGGGGUGAUUGUAUCGUAUGUUUUAGCAAGCCAGUUAUUUUAGACAUGAAGGCACAUGUUGAAAAAGAGACCGGCCUGAAAUGUGCUGUUAUUUAUGGCGCCUUACCGCCGGAAACAAGAGCUCAAGAAGCUCAACGCUUCAAUGAUGGUGUUUAUGAUAUAGUUGUUGCCUCCGAUGCCAUUGGUAUGGGUUUGAACCUAAAGAUUAAUAGAGUUAUUUUCACGACUACUCAAAAAUACAACGGUAAGGCAAACGUUACUCUAACAGACUCAAAUAUUAAGCAGAUUGGUGGCCGUGCUGGUAGGUAUGGUGUUGGUGGCGGAGAGGGUCAUAUUACGGCAAUUAACGCUACCGAGCUACAAGUUGUCAGGAAAGCCAUAGAUGCACCUAUCGAGUACUUGAAAACUGCCACCUUAUGGCCACCUGAUGGGUUAUGGGUUAGAUACUACUCAAUGUUUAGUGGAAGAACCCCAUUAAGUUCUAUAUAUAGGAAGUUUGAGAACGACUUGAGCAAGCAUUAUAGAAAAACCAAAAACCUGAAAAGAACUUUUGUUCUUCAAUCAUUGGAUGACCGGAAGACGGUUUCAAAAUUUUUUGAGGCCCAUAACUUGACCGAGAACUUUUAUAUACAAGAUCAGCUUAAAUGUAUUGCAUGCCCAACAACUUUGACAGGAGCUCCAUCAAGAGCUUUGAAAUUAGUCACCGAUGAUUUGUUCAAACAGUUCAUGGAAACUAUUGCAACAAGAAGCAGGAAAUCUGUUUUUGAUUUCGAGUCUAUGCCAUUUUAUGUAACUUCAGAAGAUUCAAUCGAAGGUGAGCCAAUUAUUAAAGACAGAAAAAUACAUACUAAAGGCGGUGAUAUUGAACUAGAACCAGUUCCUGCUUCGAUGAAGGAAGAAAUAAUCGAGAAAAUUAAGAAGGCAGAAAUCAAAGAAUUUCAAACUUUGAGAACGCCUGUAAAUAAAAUCGUUCCAGUUGAAGAAAGAUUGAUGAAACUUGAACAGUUUCAUAGAGCUAUGGGAACUUAUAUGUGGUUAGCUUAUAGAUUCCCGCAAUGCUUUAUAGAUAUCCAGUCUGCUACGAGAUUAAGAGAACUAAUUGAAUAUAGAAUCUCUGAGAUGUUGAGCAAUUUGAGAGCUUCGAAGAAGUUGGAUAAUAAUAGAUUUAAAACAUUCUAA